GCACCAACUGAGCUCUCCCUGCAGCCUGCCCGCUUGGCAGGUGCGCUGCCCAGCCCGGCUUCGCCGAUUGGUUUGUCCCGGAGCCAGGUGGGAGGCCGAUCCCAUGUGCGGGGCUGGCUGCGGGGUUUGAACGCGCAAUCUGGCGGGAGAGCCCCAGGCUGCCAAGUGCCAGAGUCCCCGGAGCUCCGCGCCCUGCUUCGUCCAGCGCCUGCAGCCCCUGCGACUCCAAGCCCCACGGAGGAGCCUGACCGAGAGGAGGGGAUCUGGAGCCAUGGGGAACGCCGAGUCUGUCCCUGCAGGGUCUGCCAGCCGCCUCAGCGUCAGCCGGAGCCUGGGCAUCAGCUUCCACACAAGUCACCAGGCUCGCUCUGUGUCCAGCAGACCUUACUACACGUUGCCCAACAGCAGCCAUGGAAGGCGUUCUGUCCUCACCAUUGCAGAGCCCCCGCGUUUCCACUCCCAAGCCAAGGGCAAGAACGUCCGUCUGGAUGCCCACUCCCGCAAGGCCACCCGGAGGAAUAGCUUCUGCAAUGGGGUCACUUUCACCAACCGGCCCAUCCACCUCUAUGAGAAGGUGCGGCUCAAGCUGGUGGCCGUGCACCAUGGGUGGAGCGGGGCACUUCGCUUUGGCUUCACCAUCCACGAUCCAUCACAGAUGAGCUCUGAUGACAUACCAAAGUAUGCCUGCCCCGACUUGGUGACUCGGCCUGGAUUCUGGGCUAAAGCUUUGCCAGAGAGGUUCGCACUGAGGGACAAUAUCCUAGGAUUCUGGGUCGACCGCCAUGGGAGAGUCUUCUAUAGUAUUAAUGAUGAGGAGCCAAUAUUGUUUCACUGUGGCAUUAAGGUCUCGGGGCCUCUCUGGGGGCUGAUAGAUGUCUAUGGAAUUACCCAUGAAGUGCAAAUACUAGAUAGCAUGUUUGCAGAGACCAUGACCUCCACCCACCUCAGUGCACGAUUGAGCACUUGCCUUCCUCAGAGCAGUCACGAUUCCGCCAACUUCAAUAACAAUGAACUGGAGAACAACCAAGUGGUGGCCAAAAUUGCUAAUCUAAAUUUGAGUCGGGUGCCGGGGCUGUCGAUGGAUAACCACACAAUCCCCUGUUGCCCAAACAGGCGGCAGCGUGCCCAGGGUGUGCCUGCCUUUCUGGAUACGGAUCUGCAUUUCCACCCCACCCGCGGGCCUGAUGUUACCUUUUCUCAGGACCGCAUGGUGGCGUGCACCAAUUGGCAAGAAAGCAAUAGGACUUUGGUGUUUUCUGACCGGCCUUUGCACAUUGGUGAAAGCCUCUUUGUGGAAAUAGGACUCCUAGGGUUGCCAUAUCAUGGGGCCCUUUCGUUUGGCAUCACUUCUUGUGAUCCAGGUACUUUACGGACAAAUGAGCUCCCAGCGGAUCCGGACUUUCUCUUGGACCGCAAGGAGUACUGGGUGGUUUACCGAGCAUUCCCAGUCUUCAGCAGCGGCGACAUCCUCAGCUUGAUGGUCUUGCCAAAUGGAGAAGUGCACCAUGGGAUGAACGGAGUCAGCCGAGGGAUGCUUAUGUGCGUGGACACCUCACAGUCUCUCUGGGUGUUUUUCACAAUCCAUGGUGUAAUCAACCAGCUCAAAAUAUUAGGCACUGUCCAGUCCAGUCCUGGAACUGUCUCUCCCUCAGGAUCCCCUGGAGGCUCACAGUAUGACAGUGACUCAGAUAUGGCCUUCAGCGUGAAUAGGUCCUCGUCUGCUUCAGAGUCAUCACUAGUGACUGCUCCAAGUUCCCCUCUGAGCCCCCCCGUCUCUCCCGUCUUUCCCCCUCCAGAGGCCUCGAGCAGCCAGAAUGGGGAGUGCACUGUCUGCUUCGACAGUGAAGUGGACACUGUGAUCUACACCUGUGGACACAUGUGCCUGUGCAACACCUGUGGUCUUAAGCUGAAGAAGCAACUCAAUGCCUGCUGCCCAAUCUGCCGACGAGUCAUCAAAGAUGUUAUUAAAAUAUACCGCCCUUGAUCUCGCCCUCCCUCGGCGUGGGAGGAAAGAACUCUGCUAGCCGUAACCAUGCCUUUCCGUCCCUGCUUAUGGGUUAUCAUGCUGGUCGGUCGUUACCAAGUGGCUCAUUGUCUGUGUUUCCAUAUUUGACUGCUAGAACAAAUCAGGGAUAUAACUGAGCUGAGGAGCUCUCUGGUCUGACUGGGGCCUGAAGGCUUCCAAGUAGGCAGGGCUUCAAAAUGAUGCUGCUCUAUGAAGCCAGCCAGCAAAUCGCUGUUGUGGGCCCAUUCCAGCUGCAAAAGAGAAAUUUAUUGUGCAAUGGCUUUUUUUGGGGGGCGGGGGGGAGGUAUGCUGGUGCAGGGAGGGAGUUUAUUAAUCUUUAAGGUGUCACCUGGGUCAGGAGUUCCCGCUUUCACACCCAGGGAGUGAAAACUUAAACUGCCCUGGGGAUAGUGCUUGUCCAGGCAGCACCAUGCGAUGGAACAGUCUCAGAAUCAGCUCUAGUAUCGUAGCUAAAGGUGGAACUGAAUGCUUUUUAUAUCGUAAAAAGAAUAAAAAUAUUAAAUUCCAAGUCAGGGACUGAAUAUAGAUGUAGGCUACAAAUUACACUUCAGAACAAAGUAGUUUAGAAAUCAGAUCCUCAUUUACUUACCCAAGAUCUGAACUCUGUAGUAUCAACAGCUGUACCAGAAUAAUGAGUGCCCUAAGCAGUCUGAGAUGUCUAUUGUCACUGGCUCUUGCAGUGGGAACACAGAACCCUGAGUUUGUGUAUAUGGAAAACAGCUUUUGCAUUCACCUUCUUAAAGGAAUUGGGAGGGAAAUGCAGGAAGGAGGACUAAGUGCAUAUUAGGAGCAAACCAUCCAACUUCCUAAGACUCAAUAUAGCAGUAGAUUGGCUGAAGCCAGACCUUGGUACUAGCAAGGGGAGGAACUAAUACAAUCUAUUUUGGAUCCUCAAAGCAACAGUAGUAAUUUAGUUAAUAGGCCUUUUAAGGUAUUUACUGGAGUUAUUUUCAUUGUAGUCUGUUACCACCUGGCCUUCGAUCAUGAAAGAGAGACAGACACGCAGCUACAUUAUCUCAGCCUAGAGCAAAGGAAAUGAGCAGGUAGCUAGUGCAUGCAGCUAACACUGUCUGCACAGGAGGGAGAGAAAUCUUUAAUAUUCUUGUAAUUGUAAAAUGUUUAAUGUAAAAUAGAUUGCAUUGCUCUUCCCCAUAAAACAGUAUCUUCAUGGGUCAUCUAACAGCUGCUAAGCACUCAGUCAUUUGUGACUUAAGUCCCUUUUAACCCCUUCUUUGCAGCCUGCACCUGAGCAUGGUACUUACAUCUUUCCCCACUGGUAGUAAAAUGUCUUACAGAAACCUCAUGGAGCUGAAGUCACUAAAUGCAGUGGAGGCUGUAAGCUAUUGUACUCCGGCAUCUGUGAGCAGUGGCAGCAAGGCUGUACUCUCACCAGAGAGGCUGACAGUGGCAACAUUCAGUAUUUCGAAGUUCCAGAAAGUUUCCUUUUUGUCCUUAAAGUGUUGUGUAAAAGUACGAUUUAAUUUGCAUUCUCCUCUGCUCAAGGUUUUAUCCACAAAGCAUGCAACGGGCUAGGCUGUCUCUGCCCUGGCAGGAAAUCCUGUUAUUUUAGUGAGCAAUUCAGAUCAUCUAAUUGAAAUUAACAAGCAUCCCACUUGGCAUUACCUCCUGAAAACAGGAUUGAAGGCUAUUAUUAGAUGCUGGGAUUUGAAAGGUAAAUGGAUUUUAGUUUUCAUUUUAGACAGCUAUAAACUAUGGAAUUCUGCCUGGGAUGUAAAACCCGCUACUACAAUGAAGUGAGGUGAGGUAGGUGUAGCUCUACUUACUUCCUGUUGGCUCUGUCUUUUGUACCUCAGAAUGGACACAUCUGUACGCCCACCGCCACUUUCCCUCAGUCAGCUCAUAGAAAAAGCCUGGAGGUGACUUUUUUACUCAGCCCUGUGCUAGUAGCAGCCAAGCUCAUGUACACACGGAAGUGAUGAGGAUGCGGUCAUAAUGGCCGAGAUGGAAAUGAGGCAUGUCUGAUCCCAGCAUAGUGAUCAUUUAUAGCCCUGUGUGUAACAGCUGCUUUCUCAGGAGAGGUGCAUUUAUCAAUCUAGAAAUGAAAACAGAACAGUCACAUGCACCACAGGGCUAGAGUAGCUGAACCAUGAGAAGCUAUUUGAGGUCGUUUAUUUCUUUGGGUCUCUUCCUCUGGUCCUGGGGCCUCUGGCCUCAUUUCAUUCCAUCUCCACUUUGUUGCUCUCAGUCUUCGGCUGUUCUUGACUUGGAUGCUUUAACUGUAGCACUUCACAGUUAAGUGGCAUCAGCAAACUUGCUUUGAUCUGCCCAGCUCGUGCUUUGGAAGCUGGUGGUGGAAUAACAGAGCUCAAAUGGAGAUAGAUUAUGGUUACCUGUUAGAUGAUGAGAAAUGCUUCAAAAGGAUCAAAGUGUCCUCCCUCCCCUUUGGGUUUUUUCCUGAUGCGCAGCUGUUGAAGUAGCUAAACGGGGAAGAGGAAAACUGUCUCUUCUUGACGACUAUUAAGAGUAGCUGCUGCAGCCUUAGCUCAGAUCUCAUGCACUGCAUUUCUAUACUAGCGCCCUGGCUGACCUGAUUUGAGAUUUCUAGAGAGGAUUCAUUAGGUGGAUGCUGGCUACUUGGGGUCUCACCAUGCUGCACAAUAAACGUAACAAAACAAACGGCACCCCUUAAACUAUCAACCAACUGCAAAACUUCAGGUACAGCUUAAAGACAGGAGCAGGUCUAGACCUGGUGUAAACCAUCACAGCUCUGGAGGGACUGAGCUAAUGACAACCUACAACAGCUGAAGACCUGCCCCUCCCCUGGGACUUCACAUUAAACAUUGCAACAGAGGACUGCAAUCGCAUUGCCUCUUGUAGAGGCGUCCAACAUCUUGUAUCAGAAGUUGAGCAUGGCUUUUCUGUGUUUUACAGCACAAAUGAAUCCUUGAACCCCACAGUAGGAAGAAAAAAAGUAGGUUUGGCUUUGGAUUUAGUAGGUCUAAGUAAGUACUCUACUCUCUCAGUAUGCUAAUGAGCACUAGUUCAGCAGAUGUGAGAUAGAUAGGUUUCUGGCCGAAGAUAAGCCAAAGGCAUUAGACUCUACCUUAGGAGCUCUGAAUACCAUUAGUUGGGGUAGAUUCUGAGGUCUCUGGAUUCGGAAGAUCUCAAUGGGAGGUUGCAAGUCACCAUUUUGAUGCCUUAAGCCCAGUGGUAGAAUACCCCCUUCACAGUCCAACAGUUAGGGCCAGGACAUUGUCCCUGCAAGCUGCUCUCUCUGAUUGUGGAUUAGUGGUAGGGAAGAAGAUACUUACCAGACCUCGCUGUGUCUGGUUCAGCUGGUCUCCAGUUGCAGAAUCCCAGAUUCCAAGCCCCGUCACUGCUGUUCCUGAGAAAAGAGAGAAACAGCAUGCUGCUUAUGCUCAAAGAACACGGGAUGGCUGCAAAUCAAACUUGAUGGAAUUUCUUGGGAAUCUGCCCUUUCAACAACUAGUUUCAGGGAGGGCCUGAUCCCUGUUUAAAAACCACAGCCGAGGGAGAGACAGAGACUUGCAUAGAUUUGGGCCAGAUCUUUAAAUGGUGUAAACUGUCAUUGCUCCAUUAAGUCAAUGGCGCUAUGACAGUUUACACCAGCUGAAGAUCUGGCCCCAUUGACUUUAAAAACUGCACAUAUUCUGUUUGCCGUAGUGUUUUGGCUCAGUAUGACGGAACCAAGAUGUAGCCUAGAGCCACUAACCCAGCCUCCUCCAUUGCGUGUUAUAAUUUGGCAACAUGGUGCAAAACACAACUGAGCCUUCCCUGCUUAGCUGUUCCCGAGUGGCUCUCCCAAACCUAUUCCUUAAUUCACUCAUCACUGUGGCCAGGGCCGGCUCCAGGCACCAGCUUACCAAGCAGGUGCUUGGGGCGGCCACUUCCGAGAGGGGUGGCACAUCCAGCUGUUCGGCGGCAAUUCGGCGGACGGUCCCUCACUCCUGCUCGGAGCGAAGGACCUCCCACUGAAUUGCCGCCGCAAAUCGCGAUCGCGGCUUGUUUUGUUUUGUUUGGCUGCUUGGGGCGGCCGAAACCCUGGAGCCGGCCCUGCCAGUGGCCAUCCUACUGCCUUGGCACCUGCCACCUACAGUGUUUUUGGCAUACAUCUUUUUCAGAUGAUGGGUCAAUGCAGGGGAGAGAGCUGGGAAGAGCAAAUGUUGCACAGGUUUAAAUUCCCAGAAUAGCAGCUGCAAACCGAUUUCCAAAACAGCAGCAUCCAGCAGAGACUACGAGGGCUCGUUCAUUCAGGGUAAUUAAGCUAGUUUAAUGUCCACAGUGUGGCUGUGCCGUGGAUUGUGAAAUGAGCGUUAGUGGACGUGUCUCCCUACCUAUUCCAGUUGGUUGAGGAUUUUCCAACGGAGAUCCAGAGAGGCCUCUAAGAUUUCCCAGGAAAAAGGUGUCCUCAUAGGAAUUUAAUUGUUUGUACUUGUAUUGCUAUAUAUAUUUUUUAGUCUGAUAUGAUUUGUACAGAAGAUCUGUUUGUGCCUUAUAAGGGUGUCUGUGCACUUUUUAUCCUUUUUAAAGCAACUUUAAAAAAUCUGAAAAAAAUUAACACGAAUCAAUGGUAAUUUUAUAGAAUUUUGUGUUCACUGAAAAUCCUGCUUUUUUGAUAUUGGAGUGAAAAUUGUUUCUAUGGAUUCCCCCCUCCCACCUCGGUUUAAGAAAAAGCAGUAUUUUUAUUUUCCCAAUUUCUAAGACAGUUAAUCUUGUAUAGUUACUUUUAAAGCAGAUUGUUGGGGGUGGGGGGAAAGGGGCACGGGGGAGGGGUUUGCACUUCUCCAUGUCUAUAUUCUAUAGCAUAGUGUUCUGUGCUGUGUGUUUUAUUUUUGUCUGUUUACCUGUUUUACAUUAAUAUAAUUUUACCUGAUUAUGAAACAAAUAAAACACUGUCUUGUACAAGUUC
Messenger RNA from Chrysemys picta bellii (western painted turtle), 6917 nucleotides. RefSeq names its product neuralized E3 ubiquitin protein ligase 1B (gene NEURL1B). Gene Ontology annotation, molecular function: ubiquitin protein ligase activity. Gene Ontology annotation, cellular component: early endosome. The record is from RefSeq and is a predicted model, not a curated record. Gene Ontology annotation, biological process: ubiquitin-dependent endocytosis. Lineage: Eukaryota; Metazoa; Chordata; Testudines; Emydidae.